Messenger RNA from Amoebophrya sp. A25, 1818 nucleotides. NCBI's taxonomy places the organism in Eukaryota, Dinophyceae, Syndiniales, Amoebophryaceae. The record is from the annotation of a GenBank genome assembly.
AUGGAAGUUUUGUUGCACCACGUUUCGUAUGCGGAUGUCUACUUCCAUUUGGAAGCGCGUGCGGGAGGUGAUGUACAGCGUCUUAGGGUGCAUCGGGAACGCCUUGAGCGGCUAGCAAGGAGAGUCUCUAUCUAUCUCCAAGAGAAUGAAGUAGGCCGCGUAGUUACGAGAGUUUAUCGUGGUGACACUGGGGAGCAGGACAAACUCACAUCGCCAGGGAAAGCGUAGUGAAUUAAGUUCUGUUCCUCUUCAUGAUUCAUUGGAGGAAAAAAAUAAGUUCUUGUGCAUUGUUGUUCUUGUUCCAUCGACUUGUUAUUACGCAGACCAACAACGACACUUCGUCGAGUUGUACUUGUUCUACGCCUAUUGUUCCUAACUUAUCAUCAACCCCAAAGGUCUCCACGAGUGCGCUACGUCGCUUCUCCAGACGUGAACAGUAGUGCAGAUAGCUGCUCCUCUGCAGAAGAUGAAGAGGAUGGGAGCCCAGGCGCCGCAAGUAGGUUUCAAAACGCAUCCAACAUCACCAUAGGGUUCGAUCUCCGCAAUAUGCCUCCAGAGAAAACGCCGUUUCUCGCAGAAGCUUUCUUUGAUGGCAAUCUCGAAAAAGCGGCGAAUUACCAACUCACAGGCGUCGUUUUUCCAGUCAUCGCUUUGGGACUUGGUAUACUAAGUAAUUAAUUGUUGCUGUCAAACUCAGAUUCAUCUUCUUUCCACUCCGACCAGCCACGAGGACUAAGAACUUCUAUGACUCACAUCAAUAGAGAGCAAAAAUAAUGCGGUUUGAUGUAAUUUGUAUGAUUGGUCAUACUAAUCUUUCUUCAUACAUAGUGGUACAUAUUAUUAUACCACUCCCACAAUCCACACCCACAUCAUUCAAAACAGACGCGUGGCUCGAGAGCAUUGUUCGUCGCAAGGGUGGCUCUGACUUUUUGAAGAUUUAUUUCCUUUCCGGCUCGCAUCAGCGUUAAGGCUCUCACUGAUGCAUCUUUGAUUGCAUCGUUGAAAAGUAUGAGAGAGUAAGUAUUUCACUGCGAUACUCUUCAGGGAUGCACCAGUGGAACAAAGAUGAACUUCUAUGGAUACCGCUAACAGCGGACGAAGCGUGCCGAAACCUUCUCUACCGAGUCUGCCGCAAAAUGUCUGAUCCAUUUCGCUGAACUACAGCUGAAAGAGCAUUUUCCCCAUCUAGAAAAACACCGAUGGCGCAGAGAAUCACCCGAAUGCUCGCAUCUAGAAGGCACGAACAUACAUCUCCGCAGGAUACACAGCGGGCCGGGGGUGUUUUUGUAGUAUGGCAACAUCUUGUACUUGUUUGUAGUUUCCGGAACAAGAACGAUUCUAUUGCUAGGCAGUGCGUGGAUCGAUGUGAAUACCUAACAUGGGGACUUACCUGACAAAAAUAACCUUUUCCAGGGCGGCUGCCUGUAUAUUGUCAUUCCCGCGAUGAUCAUAGGUAAGCACCACAGGUAUAAUCACUAGACUUGAAUCGUGGAUCAAGGUUCCCUUCUAACACCACUACUUAUUAUGAUCUUCUAACCUCCCGACGAAAAUGUCCGCUUCAUGAACAACGAGUGCUUGCCUUGGUUAGACCGUGACCGAACCGACUGCGUGAGACACUUCCAGGAUGACUCUUCUCGCGAAUGGUCACAGGAAUUCUGCGUUAGCUUUAUCCUAGCAGAAGGUGCUCCAGCAAGAGUUUCAGCCAUCACGCAGUCGUUGCACCAGUUUCGCCCGAACUACAUUCACAUACUGCGGCCGAAGAGCUAUCGCGACGAGGACUUUUUGCGUGCUGACGGAGUCCAAGUGCUCCCCUUUCAU